UCUUCCGCUGCUCAUUUCACUCCUGUUCUCUAGCCUUCUUCGUCGGAUCUCAAGAUAUUCCUGCCUUGCAACCUGAGCCCCCCCAACCUUCCCUCCGUUCCGCUCCAGGUUUUCCUUCCUGUAUGAUGCAUUCUCUGUACCUCCCCUCGGCCUCCCAGGUGUAUCCGUCCCUUUUGGAAUCCACUCCGAUUUUUUCCUCCUGCCUUCCCUAGCCCUGAGCGGAGCUGGCUGGCUCCUCGCCGCUGCCCCUUGGUCUCUGGUGCGCAAAGGAGCGAGCUUCCUUCCCUCCUAGCAUCCUUGCUGGAGGUUCCUGGCUCUGUGACCAAGGAUCUACCAGAGGGCACGGGAGGAAGGGUGCUGCUGGCUGCUGUGGAUCGCCUCUGGGUAGGGCCCCCCCGCCUGCUUUUGCAUCCUCUUCCCCACCUCGCCUUGGCCAAGCGAGUCUGCCGGGAGGGGGCGUCCCCAUCAAGAGGAGAGCGAGCAAGCGAUUCUUUUACAAAGAGGAAGCCGGCAGGCAGUCGUAGCCCUCACGCCAUGGGGAGACCCAGGAGCCCGCCGCUUGGACGCUAGAGACCGCAAGGCGAAAGCUGGCGGCCCGACCUCUUGAAGCACCAAGUCCUCGGCCAACCCUCCCUGGCCGCCGGUGUCGGUGGUGAGCACGCCCGUGCGUGUUUGUAUGCACGGGGGGGGGGGAGCGGCGGAGAGAAGCGACAACCAGGCAGACGGAGCCCCCACCCCGCCGCCGUCGCCAGCGCGCGCGCGCGAGUGUGUGUGCGAUUUGGGGGUGGAUCUUCUGGGUUCGCUUGCCUCCACCGUCUCCAAAAUGCCCGGACUGCUUUCCACGGAUGGAUAUAUUUUAAGACUUCCUUUUGCAUCGCUUGGCGAGGCGGUUCGCCUACUGGAGGCGUCCGCCAGUGACAUCUCAUCGGGGGAACAAGGGCUUUGAUUUGGCCCCUUCUCUUCCUUCCUCCUUCUCUUCCUCCUCCUUCUCCCCCUCCCUUCUGCUAUUUUGGGAGGGGGCGGCUGCAGUCAAGAAAAACAAACAAAAACAAAAAAGGGACGGAGUUUGAUUUAUAACAGACGCCUCUUCUCCCCGUUCUUUAACUCGCCGUCCCUCCAGGGGUAAAACAAUCCGAAAUCAGGACGCGUCUUUUUGAGUGAGUGUGUGUGUGGUGUGUGCGCGCACCCCCCUCCACGUUUCUCUGAAAUUGACGCCCCAAGGGGGAGCAAUCGGAAGAAGAUCGAGAUCGUUCAUCACGCAUCCGAUCGCCUCGUGUUUCCUAAUACCUGCGGGGGCUCAAGCCCUGCCGUCCUGGCGGCAGGAUGGAUUAGGGAUCCCUGAAUGGAGGAACCCGACGGGGUUGGAUCGAAGAAGGCCUGCUGUUGUGCCCCCCACUCUGGGAUGACCAGAGUGGCUCCAGGUUGCUGACAGCUCCAGCAUCAAGUGCAGCAUGGCCCGGCUCAUCCAUGCCCUCUGGAGUCUCUGCAUCACCACUGUGCUCGUUACCUCAGCCACACAAGCAGGUCUAAGUCGUGCUGGCUUACCCUUUGGUCUGGUUCGGCGGGAACUGGCAUGUGAGGGCUAUCCUAUUGAGCUGCGCUGCCCAGGCAGUGAUGUCAUCAUGGUGGAGAAUGCCAACUAUGGCCGUACGGAUGACAAAAUCUGUGAUGCUGAUCCCUUCCAAAUGGAGAAUGUCCAGUGCUAUCUUCCAGAUGCCUUCAAAAUCAUGUCCCAAAGGUGCAAUAAUAGGACACAGUGUGUCGUGGUGGCUGGCUCAGAUGCUUUCCCAGACCCUUGCCCUGGCACCUACAAGUACCUGGAGGUCCAGUAUGACUGUGUCCCCUACAAAGUGGAACAGAAAGUAUUCGUUUGCCCGGGGACACUGCACAAGAUCCUGGAACCUACCUCGGCCCAUGAAUCAGAGCACCAGUCUGGAGCCUGGUGCAAGGACCCUCUACAAGCUGGAGACCGGAUAUACGUCAUGCCCUGGAUCCCAUACCGGACAGACACACUGACUGAGUAUGCCUCAUGGGAGGAUUAUGUGGGUGCCCGACACACCACCACAUACCGUCUGCCCAACAGGGUUGAUGGCACAGGUUUUGUGGUAUAUGAUGGAGCAGUCUUCUACAAUAAGGAGAGGACGCGCAACAUUAUCAAAUAUGAUCUGCGGACACGCAUUAAGAGUGGAGAGACUGUUAUCAACACAGCCAACUACCAUGACACCUCACCAUACCGUUGGGGUGGCAAGACUGACAUUGACCUGGCUGUAGAUGAAAAUGGGCUAUGGGUCAUCUAUGCCACUGAAGGCAACAAUGGUCGGUUAGUGGUGAGCCAACUUAAUCCUUACACGCUACGUUUUGAGGGCACGUGGGAGACUGGCUAUGACAAGCGCUCAGCAUCCAAUGCCUUCAUGGUAUGUGGAGUCCUUUAUGUGGUACGGACCGUCUAUGUGGAUGAUGACAGUGAGGCGGCUGGUAACCGGGUUGACUAUGCUUUCAACACCAACAUGAACCGUGAGGAACCCAUCUCAUUGACCUUCCCUAAUCCCUACCAGUUCAUCUCCUCCAUUGACUACAACCCCCGUGACAACCAACUUUAUGUAUGGAACAACUACUUUGUCCUGCGUUACUCACUUGAGUUUGGCCCGCCUGACCCUACCACUGGCCCAGUCACCUCGACACCAGUCAGCACUACAACCACUGUUCGUCCCACCACAAUCACCAGCACAAUCUCACCAGCUGCUGCUACAACAACAACACGGCAGGCACCCCUCACCACCCACCCAAUAGGUGCCAUAAAUCAAAAGGGCACAGAGCUGCACCCAGUCACUGCCAUAAUGCCCAGCACCCGCCGUCCGCCAGCAAAUAAUCAGCACAUCUCUCCGGAGCUCUUCUGUGAGGCCAAGGAGGUGCGGCGUGUCCAGUGGCCAGCCACACAACAAGGCAUGCUGGUUGAAAGGCCUUGCCCUAAGGGCACACGAGGUAUUGCUUCCUUCCAGUGUCUUGCUGCUCUUGGAAUCUGGAACCCCCGGGGGCCUGAUCUCAGCAACUGCACAAGUCCUUGGGUCAACCAGGUUGCACAGAAGAUCAAGAGUGGAGAGAAUGCAGCCAAUAUUGCAAGUGAGCUAGCCCGGCAUACACGUGGUGCCAUCUAUGCUGGAGAUGUCAGCUCCUCUGUCAAGCUCAUGGAGCAGCUCUUAGACAUUCUGGAUGCACAACUUCAAGCACUGCGCCCUAUUGAAAGAGAAUCAGCUGGCAAGAACUACAACAAGAUGCACAAGAGAGAAAGGACAUGUAAGGACUAUAUCAAGGCUGUGGUGGAGACAGUGGACAACCUGCUGCGACCUGAAGCUCUAGAGUCAUGGAAGGAUAUGAACGCCACAGAGCAGGUGCACACAGCCACAAUGCUGCUUGACAUCCUGGAGGAGGGAGCCUUCCUACUGGCUGACAAUGUCAAAGAGCCAGCCCGUUUUGUCACUGCCAAGAAUAAUGUGGUGCUGGAGGUGUCAGUGUUGAAUACAGAGGGGCAGGUGCCAGAUAUAGUGUUCCCACAUGAGUAUACCACAAGGAACUCCAUCCAGCUGUCAGCCAACACUAUCAAGCAAAACAGUCGUAACGGGGUGGUCAAGGUUGUCUUCAUCCUCUACAACAAUUUGGGAUUUUUCCUCUCUACUGAGAAUGCCACCAUCAAGCUGGGUAGUGAGGUUGGUCCACUUAGCCCCUCACUUGUUGUUAAUUCACAAGUUAUUGCUGCCUCCAUCAACAAGGAAUCUAGCCGUGUCUUCCUGAUGGACCCUGUCAUCUUCACCCUCUCCCACCUGGAGGACAAGAACCACUUCAAUGCCAAUUGCUCUUUCUGGAACUACUCUGAGCGCUCUAUGAUGGGUUACUGGUCCACGCAGGGUUGUCGGCUGAUGGAGACCAACAAGACUCACACCACCUGUGCAUGCAGCCAUCUCACUAACUUUGCUGUGCUCAUGGCACACCGUGAAAUUUACCAGGGCCGUAUCAACGAACUGUUGCUGUCUGUCAUCACAUGGGUCGGCAUUGUGAUUUCCCUGGUCUGCUUGGCCAUUUGCAUCUCCACUUUCUGUUUCCUGCGUGGGCUGCAGACUGACCGCAACACCAUUCACAAGAACCUCUGCAUCAAUCUCUUCAUCACUGAACUCCUCUUUCUAAUUGGCAUUGAUAAGACGCAGUAUGAGACUGCCUGCCCCAUCUUUGCAGGACUGCUGCACUACUUCUUCCUGGCAGCGUUCUCCUGGAUGUGCCUGGAGGCCAUCCACCUUUACCUCCUGCUGGUGGAGGUCUUUGAAAGCGAGUACUCCCGCAAGAAAUACUACUACUUGGGGGGCUAUUGCUUCCCUGCCCUGGUAGUUGGUAUUGCUGCCGCCAUUGACUACCGCAGCUAUGGCACCGACAAAGCAUGCUGGCUUCGAGUUGAUAACUACUUCAUCUGGAGCUUCAUUGGGCCUGUCUCUUUUGUCAUUGUGAUAAACCUGGUGUUCCUCAUGAUCACUCUGCACAAGAUGAUCCGCAACACAUCUGUCCUCAAGCCUGACUCCAGCCGACUGGACAACAUCAAGUCUUGGGCACUCGGAGCAAUCACUCUCCUUUUUCUCUUGGGCCUCACCUGGGCAUUUGGCCUCCUCUUCAUCAACAAGGAGUCUAUUGUCAUGGCCUAUCUCUUCACCACCUUCAAUGCUUUCCAGGGCAUGUUCAUCUUUGUGUUUCAUUGUGCACUGCAGAAAAAGGUUCACCGGGAAUUCAGCAAAUGCCUGCGACAUGCUUCCUGCUGCCUGCGGAGCCCGCCAGGGGCCCCACUGGGCUCCCUCAAGACCUCGGCCAUCCGCAGCAACAACCGUUACUAUACUGGAACCCAGAGCCGGAUCCGGAGAAUGUGGAAUGAUACUGUAAGGAAACAAACUGAGUCCAGCUUCAUGGCAGGUGAUCUUAACAGCACUCCCACCCUUAACCGAGGCACAAUGGGGAACCACCUGCUGACCAACCCCGUGCUGCAGACACGGGGCGGGACCAGUCCUUACAACACACUCAUUGCUGAGUCCGUGGGCUUCAACCCUGCCUCACCCCCUGUCUUCAACUCCCCAGGGAGCUUCCGAGAGUCCAAGCACCCCCUGAACAACAGCCGAGACGCCUGUGGCAUGGACACCCUCCCGCUCAAUGGCAACUUCAAUAACAGCUACUCCCUCCGCAGUGGUGACUUCCCAGCUGAUGGCACCAAGAUGGCUGAUUGCCGACGCAACCUGAGUGACGCUGCUGCCUUUGAAAAAAUGAUAAUCUCUGAGUUAGUGCAUAACAACUUGAGGGGGGGAGGCAGUGGUGUGGUCAAGGGAAGUGGAGGUUCUACUGAGACCUCCAACCCCCCUGGGCCCCCUCCCCCUCCCAAUGUAGUUGCAGGGGGAGGGGGUACCAACAAUGAGGAUGACGCCAUUGUGCCUGAUGCCCCUUCCUUGACCCAUGAGGAGAACAUGGAAAUUGAACUCAUGUAUAAGGCCUUAGAGGAGCCACUCUUGCUUCAGAGGGCACAGUCCAUCCUCUACCAGAGCGACCUGGAGGAGUCUGAGAGCUGCACAGCUGACCUGACAGAGGGGGGUGACGGCCAAGCCCCUUCACCCAACAGGGACUCUUUAUACACCAGUAUGACCAACCUGAGGGACUCCCCAUACCCGGACAGCAGCCCCGAGGCAGUUGGGGAAGUGCUUCCUCACGCCCAAGCCAUCAAUGAAAUCUAUUAUACCAACCGGCCAGCCUUGGUGCCACGCAACCAGCUCCAGGCCUACUACCAAGUCCGGAGACCCAGCAAUGAUGGCUACAUGGUCCCAGGAAGCUUAGAAAACCCAGCAGUGGAGGGAGAUGGCCAAAUGCAGCUGGUGACCAGCCUCUGAGGGGCUGUAAAGGGACUGAGGGACCAUAGCCCCCCCAACCCCCAUGCGGCAUCCUGGCCGUGACCUGAACAUUUUCAUUUUUUCCUGAAGGAAAGGGUGGGAAGAAGAGAAUGGCACAGGGCUUGGGAAUGAAUGGAGGAGAGAAGGUGGAAGAAAGAGCUGAGUGAGGCAGAGGGCUUCUCCGAAGAGAGGGGGCAGCCAUUUUGUCCGUCUUUCCUUCCAUCCAAUUAGUUUUCCAGACAGAAAGCGGCAUGUGGCCCACUUGGUUAUGUCUGUUUUUCUUCUCCAGGCAAGUGCAGUGGAGGAAAGAGAGCAGUGUCUAGGCAAAAGGAUCAGACUUAUUUUGACAAUACCUUCUAGAGAAUGGGGGUUUAACCAAGAGAUUGAAAAUGUUUUUUAAAAGUUGAAAUAAUGAUUAUUUUUAAUGUUACAGAAAAUCAAAGCCAUGAGGGUGCCACAUGCAGAGAAUGAGGCAUCUAGGGAAAUGCCCUGUCCUGCCUCCUGGCUCAGUGCCCACUCUCCACCCUCCCCUUGCUAUGACUCUAUGGGCCUAUUUUGCAGAAGAGUACAAGGGACAAACAGGGCCAUACGGUACUUGGCCUACUUGGGGUUUGGAUGCAACAGUUGCCAAAAAAGAGAGAGAGAGAGAGAGAGAGAGAGAGAGAGGUAUGUUUGGGGGGGGGAAGAGAGAGGAAGGAGUUGUUCAGCUAAUGCUACGCUUAGAACCUGCCUUCCAGUAUUUGUUGACUAUCACAGUUUUAUCAACAGGAUUUGUGUUUUAAGUUCUUUAGUUCUUUCAAAUUGGCAGGACAGCAGGAAAGUUUUGCUUUGAUUCUUUUCUUUUAAACACCCACACAGGAAUGUUUGACAUGCACCGUUGCUUCUGGGGAAGAAGGAAGAAGUAGUACUGAGGUGGCUAUCUUUAGAUUUUAUUUUUAUGGCUGCAUUUGGUAGCCAUUCCCCUCAUAGUUGCUUUGGGGUGGGGCCAACAGGCUUGAAGUAAAAUUGCGCAAAAGAAAGAGAUGAUGAGGGAUGGAUUGGAAGGAGGCAGGCACUUCUUCCUGUAUCAUUUGUUUAACUCAGUUCCACCAGUCCCUCACACAGCCUGCUAUGUUCCAGCUCCAAACAUGUAGCAGUGAUACAAGAAGGCUCUCAUUUUCCUUCUGUUUCAUUUCCUGCCUACAAAGGAGUACCUGCAAUGCAAAUAUGGCUGCCAUCCGAACACAUUUGGGACUACAUGGGAGAAAAUAGGAGUGUUAAACUCUUUUUUUCCGAACUGGAUGGAUUGUUCUUCAGAAAAAUGACAAACAAAACAAAAACAGCAACAAAAACACUAACCCAGACUGCACUUUUUUCCCCCAAAGGAAAAAGAAAUAACAAAUCUCCCUCUUCAAGCACAACUCCGACUUUUCUUACCAGCUCUCAUCCUGAUAGAGUUGGGGAAGCAACCAGUCUAAC
Messenger RNA from Rhineura floridana, 7364 nucleotides. It is a transcript of the gene ADGRL1, whose product is annotated as adhesion G protein-coupled receptor L1. Bases 1452 to 5906 code for a protein of 1484 amino acids. Gene Ontology annotation, biological process: heterophilic cell-cell adhesion; adenylate cyclase-activating G protein-coupled receptor signaling pathway; cell surface receptor signaling pathway. The transcript has 24 exons. Gene Ontology annotation, cellular component: axon; presynaptic membrane; postsynaptic density. The record is from RefSeq and is a predicted model, not a curated record. Lineage: Eukaryota; Metazoa; Chordata; Lepidosauria; Squamata; Rhineuridae. Gene Ontology annotation, molecular function: G protein-coupled receptor activity; latrotoxin receptor activity; carbohydrate binding.